AUGGGAGAGACAGACGAAUGGAAACCGACGCCCGUGACGUGCUUCACGGGGUUCCUUGGCGCGGGCAAGACAACGACAAUCCUCGGGCUGCUGGGCAAGCUUCCGGAGGAUUACAAGGUCAUGCUGCUCAAGAACGAGUACGGCGAUGUGGAGGUCGACUCGUUGCUUGCGAAGCAGAGUAACAUCUCCGGAGUGACUGAGAUCCUCAAUGGGUGUCUGUGCUGCACGAUGGUCGGACUCGUGGAGAACGCCCUCGUUGAGAUACGGGAAAAGUACCAUCCUGACAGGAUCAUCAUUGAGUCGAGUGGCUCCGCUUUCCCGGCCACGCUGGCGCUGCAGAUCCGCUCGCUCGAGUCCAAGGGCUUCAAGCUUGACGGUGUCGUGACGGUCAUCGACUGCGUAAACUUCAGGGGAUACGAGGACGACUCGCCGACUGCCAAACUGCAGGCGCAGUACACAGACCUGCAUAUCCUAAGCAAGCACGAGGACGUGUCCGAGCGGGAGUUCGAUCUCCUCCUCGACCGGCUAGGCGACCUGACCGACUCGACACCGCACAUCAAGGUCAGCCGCGAGAAGCCGCUGACGCCGGAACUCGUGUUCGGGCUCGACAGUACGCUGUUCCUGAAAGGGAGCGAGGAAGCAGACACGUGGGCUGCGAUUGGAGGCGAGGGGGCGCACAUUGACGAGGUGCAGACCAAGUCGGUGUGGCGAGGGGGGCGGAGGCCAGGACACUCUCACAAGAAGGGAGAGGAGUGUGGCUCUUGUAAAGACGGGGAGGAGAUGGUAGAGGAGGUACAGCCACUCCCGCGCGAGGAGCUUGAAGCGCAGCUCAAGAAGUUCGCGUACAUCCCGGAGAUCUACCGCAUCAAGGGCAUUGUCCGCUUCCCGUCUGCAGGCGGGUACGAAUCGCACGUGCUCAACUGGGCGUUUAGGAAGUACGAGCUCACGCCCAUGCCUGCGCUGGACGAUUCACCUGACCUGGUGGGCGUGAGCGUCCGCCUCACUGUCAUGGGUGAGAGGGGCGAGGUUGCGCGCCCGGCACGCAUGCUUGCCGAAGGCCUCGGUGCGCAGGUCGCAUAG
Molecule: messenger RNA, 1080 nt
Organism: Cutaneotrichosporon cavernicola
Lineage: Eukaryota; Fungi; Basidiomycota; Tremellomycetes; Trichosporonales; Trichosporonaceae
Exons: 7
Coding region: 1-1080 (359 amino acids)
Cellular component (GO): cytoplasm
Source: RefSeq, a predicted model, not a curated record